AGCGAGGGCAUAACACAAAUGGCCAAAGACAUUGGCUUAGUGGUGCUCUUGUCAUUGUUAUUACUUGGUAACUAUGUUGUCAAUCUUGAAGCCUCACAUCAUCAUCAUCAUGUUUACAAGAGAUUUCAGAGCUCGAAAGCCAAAUCUCCUCCGCCAAACCAGCCCUACCGGACCGGUUAUCAUUUCCAACCUCCAAAAAAUUGGAUGAACGAUCCUAAUGGACCAAUGUUAUACAAAGGAAUAUAUCACCUCUUCUACCAAUAUAACCCAAACGGCGCCGUUUGGGGGAACAUCGUGUGGGGCCACUCCACGUCGACGGACCUCGUCAACUGGGUUCCACACCCUCCGGCGAUCUCUCCUUCGGAGCCGUACGACGCCGGAGGCUGCUGGUCCGGCUCCGUCACGAUCCUCCUCGAUGGCAAACCCGUAAUUUUAUACACCGGAGUCCACGGCACCGACAACAUCCAAACCCAGAACCUGGCCGAGCCCACGAACCUCUCCGAUCCAUUUCUCCGGCAGUGGUCCAAGUCGCCAGCGAAUCCCCUCAUGGCUCCGACCGCCGCCAACAGCAUCAACGCCACCUCCUUCCGUGACCCCACCACUGCAUGGCUCAGCCUAGACGGAAAGUGGCGCGUAAUCAUUGGUAGCAAGAUCGACCGCCGUGGACUAGCGAUUCUCUACACGAGCAAAGACUUCGUCAACUGGACCGAGUCGCCGGAGCCGUUGCACUCCGACGACGGAACCGGAAUGUGGGAAUGUCCGGACUUUUACCCGGUGGCCAGGUUCGGUUCGUUGGGCGUCGAAACGUCGUCGUUUGGUGGUCCUCCGUUAAUUAAGCACGUGCUGAAAAUGAGCUUGGACGACACGAAGCACGAUUAUUACACGAUCGGGACGUACGAUCGUGUCAAGGACGUGUACGUUCCGGACAAAGGGUUCGCACAGAACGGUUCGGCUCCGAGGUACGAUUACGGCAAAUAUUACGCGUCGAAGACUUUUUACGAUCCUUUGAAGAAUCGGAGGGUCUUGUGGGGUUGGGUCAACGAGUCGUCUCCUGUGGUCAACGAUGUGGAGAAGGGCUGGUCCGGUCUCCAGGCGAUUCCGAGGAAAAUAUGGCUCGAUAGAUCGGGAAAGCAGUUGAUUCAAUGGCCGAUUAAGGAGAUUGAGAAAUUACGUGCGACACAAGUCAAAUGGCCGUACAAAGUUCUUGAGGCUGAAUCUGUCCUUGAAGUUUCUGGCAUCACAGCCUCACAGGCCGACGUAGAGGUUUCGUUCAAAGUGAGAGGCCUGGAGAAGGCAGAUGAAAUAGAACCGGAUUGGACCGACGCGCAAUUGAUAUGCAGUGAACAAAAUGAAUCGGUUAAGGCCGGUUUAGGGCCAUUCGGUUUAAUGGUUCUCGCAUCAAAGAGCUUGGAAGAGUACACAUCUGUCUAUUUCAGGAUCUUCAAGGCCCACAAUGAUAGUAACAAGUAUGUCGUCGUCAUGUGCAGUGACCAAUCCAGAUCUUCCUUGGAGCAAGAAGAUAACGACAGAACAACUUAUGGUGCUUUUGUUGAUAUCGACCCUUUUCUCCAACCACUCUCUCUCAGGACAUUGAUUGACCAUUCGAUAGUGGAGAGCUUUGGAGGGAGAGGGGAGGCAUGCAUCACAGCAAGAAUCUACCCGAAACUGGCGAUUGGAGAAGAAGCUCAUCUCUAUGUCUUCAACAAUGGCCGCCAAAGCGUUCAUCUUUCAAGCCUGAGUGCUUGGACCAUGGCCACUGCCCAUAUCAACUGAUCUUCUUAUCUAUCUAUCUAUAUACACUCAUACACACACCGUGAGAAAUACUUUCGUGAUAUUAUUAAGUUUUUACAAUAGACCUACAUAUAGACUGAUACAUGUGAGAAGAAUAAGGAAGAAUGGGAGAGAAUCAUGCACAAGAUUACAAUUACGUAACAGAGGUCCUAUAAUAUAGGAGUUUCCUCUUUUGUGAA
Messenger RNA from Tarenaya hassleriana, 1970 nucleotides. Its product is annotated as beta-fructofuranosidase, insoluble isoenzyme CWINV1-like. The transcript has 8 exons. Gene Ontology annotation, biological process: carbohydrate metabolic process. The record is from RefSeq and is a predicted model, not a curated record. Gene Ontology annotation, molecular function: hydrolase activity, hydrolyzing O-glycosyl compounds. Bases 19 to 1773 code for a protein of 584 amino acids. Lineage: Eukaryota; Viridiplantae; Streptophyta; Magnoliopsida; Brassicales; Cleomaceae.